CUCGACUGGACUGUACUGGACUGGACUGUGCUGGACUUGAGUGGACUGCACCGGACAGGAUUGCACUGGAAAGGACUGUACUGGCCUGGAUUGGAUUGGACUGGUCUGGAUUUGGACUGGACUGGACUGGACUGGACUGGACUGGACUGGACUGGACUGGACUGGACCGGACUGGACUGGUCUGGACUGGACUGCACUCGACUGGACUGGACUGGACUGCACUUUGCUGGACCGGAAUGUACUGGACUGGACACGGUUGGACCGGAUUGGACUGGACUGGCCUGGAUGGGAUUGGACUGCUGCACUGGACGUGACUGGACUGUACUGGACUGGACUGGACUGGCGUGGACUGGGCUGCAAUGGAGUGGACUGGACUGGACUGGACUGGGAAGGAAUGGACUGGACUGGAUUGGACUGGACUGGACUGGACUGGCCUGGAUGGGAUUGGACUGGUCUGCAGUGGACAUGACUAUACAAAACUGCAAUGGACGUGACUGGACUGUACUGGACUGGACUGGCCUGGCGUGGACUAGACUGCAAUGGAUUGGACUGGAGUGGACUGGACUGGAAAGGAAUGGACUGGACUGGAUUGGACUGGACUGGACUGGACUGGACUGUGCUGGACUGGACUGGAAUUGA
Molecule: messenger RNA, 639 nt
Organism: Echinostoma caproni
Lineage: Eukaryota; Metazoa; Platyhelminthes; Trematoda; Plagiorchiida; Echinostomatidae
Source: the annotation of a GenBank genome assembly